Messenger RNA from Micromonas pusilla CCMP1545, 1077 nucleotides. RefSeq lists its product as uncharacterized. Lineage: Eukaryota; Viridiplantae; Chlorophyta; Mamiellophyceae; Mamiellales; Mamiellaceae. The record is from RefSeq and is a predicted model, not a curated record. Bases 1 to 1077 code for a protein of 358 amino acids. The transcript has a single exon.
AUGCGUAACGUCCUCCUUCUCUUCGCCGUCCUCGCGGCGUGCGCGCUCUUCGCGCCGUCCGCCGACGCGCAGCAGAUCAUGCAAGCGCCGUUGGACGCGCCCUCCGACGCGCCUCUGUUCGCGGGAGGCAAGGACGUGUUCGGAAGGACCCCGCGAUGCCGCGCGUGUCACGCGAUCGUGAACGCGCUUCACAUGAGGCUCACGCCGCGGCUCGAGGAGCUCAAGCGGAAAGAGGAGAAGCGAAAGUUGGGCACCGGGAGCGCGGCGAGGAAGAUCGAGUACGGCGUCUACGGAGACCUGAUCGAGACCCAGGUCGGGUCCGUGUGCUCCGCGGGGGACCUGUGGCGGGACCGCGUCGUUCGAAAGGAGUGCGAGAAGAUCAUGAACCACGAGGACGAGAUCGUCGGGAUCUACAACAAGUGGCUGAAGAAAGGCGCGCCGGGGAAGGGCGAGGGCGGGUGGAACUGGAACUGGGAGAUGUGCCACAGAGCCACGGAGGCGUGCCCGGAGGAGCUCGCGAUGCACGAGCUCGAGGAGUUCGACGACGACGGCGCCGGCGAGGCGUCGGAGCGGCGGUACCGCUCCGAGCAGACGCCCGAGCGCGGGCACGAGACGGACGGGAUGCUCACCGUCACCGCGGGGUCGUACUACGACGUCGUCGUCAAGGACCCCGCGGUGAACUUCCUCGUGUACACCGCGUUCCCGGACCCGGACGGCGAGCACGCGGAGUUCCACGCGUCGAUCGCGCCCGCGCUCGCGGCGACGCAAAAACUCUUCGACGACGCCGGGCUCGGAGACGUCUUCAAGAUCGGGAUGGUGAACGCGGACAACAACGACGUCCCGCCGCCGUACGGGAUGGUGACGAAGACCCCGAGCGUGUGUUUGUACCCCGCGAACAACAAAGGAUGGCCGCGGUAUAACACGGAGUUGAACGACGGUCGGUUGACGCCGUUCGACGUGUUGUUCUUCGUCGGAAACACCGCGAGCGAGACGGUGGCGGCGAAGGCGCGCGAGCUCAUGAAGACGACGCCGGACGACGUGUUGCGUCGCAAGUCGUGGGAUCACGACGAGCUGUAG